CCGCGGACCCUCUCUCCCGCCUCAACGCCGGCCGCUCGCCGCCUCGCCGCCGCUCUCGGGCUCCGGCCGGGUCUCGCGCGCAGUCUUCUCGUGAGGGGCCUCGCGCCGCCCGGCGCACGCCGCCCCCCUGCCUCGGGGCGCGGGGUCUCGCGGGCCCCGCUCCCGCCCUCCGCUCGCCUGGCCCGGACCGGAAGCGGCGCCGCACGGCCUGGGCCUGGCGCGGGGGGCGGGCACCGGGGCCCGGUCCGACAUGGGCAAGAAGCACAAGAAGCACAAGUCGGACAAACACCUCUACGAGGAGUAUGUAGAGAAGCCCUUGAAGCUGGUCCUCAAAGUGGGAGGGAACGAAGUCACCGAGCUCUCCACGGGCAGCUCGGGGCACGACUCAAGCCUCUUCGAGGACAAAAACGAUCAUGACAAACACAAGGACAGAAAGCGGAAAAAGAGGAAGAAAGGAGAGAAGCAGGUUCCAGGAGAAGAAAAGGGGAGAAAACGGAGACGAGUAAAGGAGGAUAAAAAGAAGCGAGAUCGGGACCGUGUGGAGAAUGAGACAGAGAAAGAUCUCCAGUGCCAGGCCCCUGUAAGAUUAGACUUGCCUCCUGAGAAGCCUCUCACAAGCUCUUUAGCCAAACAAGAAGAAGUAGAACAGACACCCCUUCAAGAAGCUUUGAAUCAACUGAUGAGACAAUUACAGAGAAAAGACCCAAGUGCUUUCUUUUCAUUUCCUGUGACUGAUUUUAUUGCUCCCGGCUACUCCAUGAUCAUUAAGCAUCCAAUGGAUUUUAGCACCAUGAAAGAAAAGAUUAAGAACAAUGAUUACCAGUCCAUAGAAGAACUGAAGGAUAACUUCAAACUAAUGUGUACUAAUGCUAUGAUUUACAACAAACCCGAGACCAUUUAUUAUAAAGCUGCAAAGAAGUUAUUGCACUCAGGGAUGAAAAUUCUCAGCCAGGAGAGAAUUCAGAGCCUGAAGCAAAGCAUAGAAUUCAUGGCAGACUUGCAAAAAAGUCGAAAGCAGAAGGAUAGAACCGACCAGUCUCAGAGUGGGGAGGACAGCGGCUCCUGGCUGAGAGAAAGGGAAGACUCCGGAGACCCUGAAACCCGAGCCUUCAAGGGUCCCAGCAAGGAAAACAAAAAGAAAGACAAAGAUAUGCUUGAAGAUAAAUCUAAGAGCAGUAACUUAGAAAGAGAGCAGGAGCAGAUUGACCGCAUUGUUAAGGAAUCUGGAGGAAAGCUAACCAGGCGGCUUGUUAACAGUCAGUGUGAAUUUGAAAGGAGAAAACCAGAUGGAACGACAACAUUGGGGCUUCUGCAUCCCGUGGAUCCCAUUGUAGGAGAACCAGGCUACUGCCCUGUGAGACUGGGAAUGACAACCGGAAGGCUUCAGUCUGGAGUGAAUACUUUGCAGGGGUUCAAGGAGGACAAAAGGAACAAAGUCACUCCGGUGUUAUACUUGAAUUAUGGACCCUACAGUUCUUAUGCUCCACAUUACGACUCCACGUUUGCAAAUAUCAGCAAGGACGACUCUGAUCUAAUCUAUUCAACCUAUGGGGAAGAGUCUGAUCUUCCAAGUGAUUUCAGCAUCCAUGAGUUUUUGGCCACAUGCCAGGAUUAUCCAUACGUGAUGGCAGAUAGUUUACUGGAUGUUUUAACAAAAGGAGGCCAUUCUAGAACCCUUCAAGAGUCGGAGACGGUAAGAAGGCUGCUAAAGAACCGGCCAUCACCUGAAGAUGAAGGUCAGACCAGGACCCUUGACACAGCAAAAGAAAUGGAGAUUACAGAAAUAGAGCCAGAGGGGCGUUUAGACUCCAGUAAUCAGGACAGGCUCACAGCGCUGAAAGCAGUAACAAAUUUUGGUGCUCCUGUUGAAGUGUUUGACUCUGAAGAAGCUGAAAUGUUCCAGAAGAAACUUGAUGAGACCACCAGAUUGCUCCGAGAGCUCCAGGAAGCCCAGAACGAGCGUCUGAGCACCAGACCCCCUCCCAACAUGAUCUGUCUCUUGGGCCCCUCUUACAGGGAAAUGCAUCUCGCUGAACAAGUGACCAGUAAUCUGAAAGAACUCGCACAGCAAGUCGCUCCAGGUGAUAUCGUGAGCACGUAUGGGGUUCGGAAGGCCAUGGGGAUUUCCAUCCCCUCCCCCAUCGUGGAAAACAACUUCGUAGACUUAACGGAAGAUUUUGAAGAACCUAAAAAGACUGAUGUUGCCGAGUGUGGACUGGAUGGGGUUUGAAGCUGACUGGUACUUCAUUAUAUAUUAUGUACAUAGUUUUUUCAUUCUUCACUUGGAAAUCCUUUUCAGAAGAUAGUAAAUAUUUGUAAAUUGUGUUUUUAAUUAAACUUUGGAACAAUUAAUGUUCCAGAGAUUGGACUUCUAUUAGGUAAUAAAGCUGAGCCGGGACUGCGA
This is a messenger RNA of Acinonyx jubatus (cheetah), 2404 nucleotides long. RefSeq names its product bromodomain containing 7 (gene BRD7). The transcript is spliced from 17 exons. Gene Ontology annotation, biological process: regulation of transcription by RNA polymerase II. Gene Ontology annotation, cellular component: nucleus. Bases 251 to 2230 code for a protein of 659 amino acids. The record is from RefSeq and is a predicted model, not a curated record. NCBI's taxonomy places the organism in Eukaryota, Metazoa, Chordata, Mammalia, Carnivora, Felidae.